GCCAAGUUUAUUAAAAGCGCAGAACUCGUGAGCUACGGACGUGUUUCUGCUACGCUCGAGCGCCUCGCGCAUAUCUAAUCAUCAUCUCGGUGUCUCCAAGUUUCGGUCACAGUCUCCGUCUCAGUCUCCGUCUACGGCUCCGGCUCAUCUCCGAGUCAAUCACAGUUUCGGUCUCGCUCUCGCUCACAAAACGCGGCUUCUCUCGCGCCUUCACUCUCACUCUCACACACAGUGACUGCGAAUCGUGAAAUCGUGUCACAAUUGAUUUGAAAUUUGUGUGCAAGAAAAAAUAAAUACGAGAAAGAGAGAAAAAAAAAAUUAAUAUUACAUAUUAUUUGUAUUUGGCAAUAAGUCAGGCAUUUUGGUGUGCACGCCGGCGUCAUCUCUUGCUGUCUGCUCUGUGUGGAUUUUGUCAUCCUCGCGACAACAGCUUCGACUUGAUCAUUGUUAUUCCGCCUACGCGCGCUAAUUAUUCCUCGCGGCUCUUUUUUGGGCAAUGCCCCAUUCUAAAUAAACCAACCGAGCAAUAACAAUAACUAUAGCACAAUAUAUAACAAACAUAUUUUACUUUUGAAAAUUCCCAAAUCUAAAAUGCACGCGCGUAAUUCAAACUCGAGGCUGCGCAGUCGCAGCGCUGCUGGCGUCACUGCUACCGUUACAUUUGCGCUGCUGCUAACAUUGGCGCUACUGCGGAUCGACAUCGCUGCCGGCAGGCCUGAUGUUCGACCAUCGCCAUUUGCUUUAGAGUUGCAACCGCCUUUGCUUGAGCCAGCUGGCUCCGAGGGAACCGAGGGGACAUUCAAUGGUAAAGGCGGUGAACGGGCCAUCGAUAGCUAUGGCAAUCCCAUCGAUGCACUGCGUCCCAUCGAUACGCCCGAUGGCCGCAAAGUGGUCAGUGCCCAGGGCGUUCAAUUCGAGAUACCCAAUUAUGCGUCGGGCAUCACAGAGAUACGAAAGCCGGCCGAUGAUCUGCUGCCACCGCACAUUGAUGCCAUAGCGGUGGCUCAGCCCACUCCGGACGACAACGACACCGACAACAACAACAGUCCCUCAUUAGCACCAGCACCAGCAUCAGCAUCAGCACCAGCACCAGCCACAUCACUAACACCACCCGAACAUGAAUCAUCGAGUGACACCGAAGUGGAGGUGGAACAGGCGCAGCUUGUGCCGCUCGAGCAGCAGGAGGAGAGCGCUCUCUCGCCACAACUCACCAGCGGCACUCUGCCCGACUAUCUGCUCGAGCUGCAGCGCGAGGAUCCUAACAUUGAUGGCCCCGUGCCCUGGUUGCUCUCGCCCAAUGGCACGCCUCUGUCGGUGAUUGCCUGGGAUCUGUUGCCACCACUGCGCGAGACGGUGGAGGAGCCAGUGAUCAUCACGGAGCAGCAGCCCACGCGACAUGUGGUGGGCGUGGAGCAGCCAGGCACUCACAACAUUCGCCUCAGUCUGGGCAGCGGACAGGCUUUGUCACCGGUGGCCCCGACGCCGGGUCAUGUGACGACCGGUCAGGUGGCUGUGGUCCCUCUGGUGCGCGACGGACCCGAGGCGCAUGGCACCAAUGCGCAUGUGGGCAGCAGCACCACGCCCAGGAAUACCCAGGGACGUUUCCCCAGUCGCAAUCGCGGCACAGCGCACUACAGCACCACAACGACGCAGCGAGCACGUCCGAGCACCACGCCAAGCACCACUAGCACCACCACAACCACCACUACCACACGUCCACCCUUGACCACCACCACCACCACCAGAGCAACCACAAGGAGCACCACCAGGGCGACAACGACUACGCCUCGUCCUAGUCCAAGCACCACACCUCUGGAUCCCUCCACCUUCUACAAGCUGGAUAACGAGGAGUCUUACGCUUAUACGUUGCCCCCUUGGCUGCAGGAUGUCACCGAUCCCGAUCUCGAUGUGGCCGUCACCUUUAUUGUGCCCACGGACAACGAUCAAUACAAUCACACGCUGCUCGACGAUCUGGAGCCGCCUUUUGAGCCAUUCGUUGAUCUGUCCAACAUUCAGUUGACACCGCCGCCCACCGUGAAGCCAAGCACAACCACCACGAGCACGAGCACGACAACCACCACAACUACAACUACAGCCAGACCAACAACAUCAACUACGACGACCACACGACGUCCGUCGACCAGAGCACCCAGCACCACAACAACCACGAGCACCACCUCAACAACCACAACCAAAGCACCCAUUUUUAGACCGCAAUUAAAUGCAAAUAACAUUCACACAGCUCCGGGAUUAACCACCACAACGACACCUGCACCUGUGGAUGUGAAUCCCUUCGACUCGGCCACGUUGCCACCUUGGCUGCAGGACUUUGACUAUCCCGAUGUGGGUCCUGGUGUGCCCUACAAUCCGGACAACUUUAAGGAGCCAGAGACGUCAGCUUUUGGCCAGCAACAACCGGGAGGUAGUAAGCCCACUGACUUUCAGCCACAUGGCUUUGCCAGCAGCAGCAGUAGCAAGUCUUCAUCCACAACUGCCGCAUCGACAGCAGCAACAACAGCAACAACAGCAACUAGUACUAUUGCACCUGCUGUUGGCGUUGUUGCCUCCGCUUUUCCAUCCAAAGUCACGCUUACGCUUCCAGGCAACGUUGAUGUUGAUGAUGCGACUGGGGCCACUGAUGAGCCACAGCUGGUGCUGAUACCACCCGCUGGCGAUGAAGCAUCAUCAACCACAACUACAACUAACAACCAAAACAGCGACAACAGCAACCAGAAUCCUACUACAAACUCUAUCACGCAUUUUGCAGCCCGCUUCGAUGCCCCCGCUCCAGCUCCAGCUCCAGCUCCCGCCUCCAACUCUAUUUCUGGCCAGGAUUUCCAGCCACAGACGCAGUUCGGCAGCAACCUCAACGCCAAUGACAACCAGAAAGUCGAGUAUACCAAGAGCGACGAAGGCAAGGUCAUCAGCACGCCAGUGAAUACAGUGCGCAAAGAUGGUCAAGGCACUUUCCCUGCUGCUCCUGCUCCAGCUCCGGCGCCCUCCAACAACGCAGGCAAAUAUACCGGAGGAUUCGGAGCACCUGCGGGUCUGUUGCGUCCACUGAAUGCUGGCAAGCCAGACAUCUACGUGGCUGGCAAUGAGCAUGACUUCGCGGCGAAGGCGAAUCGAGCUCGUCCAACUGCACCGACGCCAGCUCCAGGUCGUUAUACAGGCGGCUUUGGCGCUCCCAGCGGUGUGCUGAGUCCACAGAAUGCGCCCAGACCCUUCCAGCAAGCGCAGCCACAACAACCACAACAGCCACAGCAACAGCAACACCAUCAACAGCCACAGCAACUGGCUGGCGCUGCCUCGAGCCAUCAACUGAAUCGCUUUGGCGGUCCACCCGGUGUCCUGGUGCCCUUCGACAAUGUCCAGCGUGCUCCACAGCAGUAGACAGUAGAGAGCAGCAGCAAGAACAAGUUACUGCAGCAACUACUCGUAUUUUAAAUUAUUUAUUAAGCAUGCUUGUACUUAUGUUAAAGUUUUCUAAGUUGGCAUCGUGGUUGAAGUCGCUAUUGUCGUCUCUGUACACGAAUUUGAACGAAACGACUUAAUAUAACUUGCCUCAAUAUUUAAAUUGGUUUCACACACACUCAAACACGAUUAAGAUAUAUACGAUGCGAUGUACAUAUCAUGUCAAAUGUUAUACACGAAAUAAACUUUUUUAAAAACAA
Molecule: messenger RNA, 3674 nt
Organism: Drosophila nasuta
Lineage: Eukaryota; Metazoa; Arthropoda; Insecta; Diptera; Drosophilidae
Gene: flap
Product: flapper
Exons: 4
Coding region: 592-3393 (933 amino acids)
Source: RefSeq, a predicted model, not a curated record